CUUCUGAGUUUCCAAAUGGAGACAUAGUCGAGCUGCGUCUCCUCCACCCUCCACCUGAACAAGCUCCCCCCCCCCUCCUUCCUUCCUUCCUCCCCUCCUCCUCCUCCUCCUCUCAUCACCUCCACUUCAUCUCCCACCGACCCCCCACCCACCACCACCACAACUGCCCCUAAUUUUCUCUCUUUUUCAUCCCUUCACUCUUCCUCACCCUCUAAUUCCCUUUACAGCAUUAGCGGCAUCACUGACAAUCACACAUCAUCUCCUGUCACGGUCCACAGAAAAGCCGCGACUGGCUAUGCCGCAGCUCUCAUAGAUGCGGCUCAAUGCAACCACUCCCUCGGACAAGUCGAGUCCGAUGUCCACAGGUUGUCCCUAUUCCUCCGGUCCGUGCAGCUUAAAGAAAUCUUUAGCAACCCUUUUGCGAGCCAUGCUGACAAAGAAAAGAUUCUCGAGGAAAUAUCGAAGAAAGCGAGGUUCCACAGGCACCUGGUUGCCCUAUUGAAGAUGUUCGUACGCAAAAACCAAGUCGAAAUGGUUAGUGAGGUGUUGGAGGAAUUCAAGAGGAUCUACCGUGACAUGAUGGGUGGAUCAGGAGCAGUGUUAUCAUCGCAGGCGAUGAAAAGGGUCGAUGCCGCCAGUGUAAGGAGAUCAUUCACAGUUGAUGAGACAUCGGUUUCUUUUGCCAUGUGAUGGUAUAUGUUGUCUAUUUGUGUUGGUUUGACACUUCCCUUCACAACUUUGUAUUUUAAUAUUUAAAUCGAUUAUGUCAAUUUAGAACA
This is a messenger RNA of Syzygium oleosum, 779 nucleotides long. RefSeq names its product ATP synthase delta chain, chloroplastic. Gene Ontology annotation, molecular function: proton-transporting ATP synthase activity, rotational mechanism. NCBI's taxonomy places the organism in Eukaryota, Viridiplantae, Streptophyta, Magnoliopsida, Myrtales, Myrtaceae. The record is from RefSeq and is a predicted model, not a curated record. Gene Ontology annotation, biological process: photosynthetic electron transport in photosystem II; proton motive force-driven ATP synthesis; photosynthetic electron transport in photosystem I. Gene Ontology annotation, cellular component: chloroplast thylakoid membrane.